Messenger RNA from Brassica oleracea var. oleracea, 1785 nucleotides. RefSeq lists its product as uncharacterized. The transcript is spliced from 5 exons. Gene Ontology annotation, biological process: lipid metabolic process. Bases 58 to 1629 code for a protein of 523 amino acids. Gene Ontology annotation, molecular function: triacylglycerol lipase activity. Lineage: Eukaryota; Viridiplantae; Streptophyta; Magnoliopsida; Brassicales; Brassicaceae. The record is from RefSeq and is a predicted model, not a curated record.
UCUUUAUAAAGAGUUACAAGCCACCCUCCAUCUGAUCGAUACAAAGAAACAAGAGACAUGCACCAAGACAACGAAUCCAAUCCGGGUUCGAAUCCGGGCCCCAAGUCAAACUACUUGAUCGUUCGGCCUCACCGAGGUGGCUACAGAGACCUUUUUCAAUACGGUGUGAGAGGAGACGAAACUAGCAAAAACAAGUUCCUCGAACGACCUGAUGAUCACUCCGACAGGACCACAUCGGCGAUCAAUGUACAAGCCGGUGAUCACCGAUGGGUCAUCGUGGUCUCGAUCCUCGUCCGCAAGAUCAUCGGGCUUCUCCGAACACCGAUGGAAUACACGGGUUUGGUCGUUGACUUUGUGCUCAAUCUCUUGUCUGCGAACGGUGGCUUCUUCGGUUUGGUUCUUGGGCUGAUUAAAGCGAAGGUAGUGGUACCAGAGAGAGGCUCUGUGGAUUUUGUUAGUACGAUUGGUCAGCUUGAUGGGAGGAUUGAUCUUUACAAAGGUUGGAGUUUCGUCGAACAGUUGGUGUGCAUGGAGGAUUCGGUUUAUUCCGGUUCUUCUGGGAGAGUUGGAAUCGAACCGGGGAGUCGUGGGCUUAUGGAUUUGUGUGUGAUGGCGUCGAAGCUUGCGUAUGAGAACGCUAAAGUUGUUGAAAACGUUGUGAAUCUCCAUUGGAAGAUGAAUCUGGUUGAGUUCUUGGAUUGUUGGAAUGAUUAUCAGAAGCAGAUGUCUACACAAGUGUUUAUACUCACCGAUAAGGAGAAAGAUGCAGACUUGAUACUGAUCAGCUUCAGAGGCACUGAGCCGUUUGAUGCAGAUGACUGGGGAACAGACUUUGACUAUUCUUGGUAUGAGAUCCCCAAUGUGGGUAAGCUUCACAUGGGUUUCAUCGAAGCAAUGGGUUUAGGUACCAGAGACUACACUCCCACUUUCGAUUACCAUCUCGUCGAGCUAAGCUCCUCUGAGAAAGAGAAUAACCAAAAGAAUCUCCCAGAGAUGGUAGAGAGAAGCGCUUAUUACGCAGUUAGAGAAACUCUGAAACGUUUGCUUGCGGAGCACGCAAACGCCAAGUUUGUAGUCACGGGUCACAGCUUAGGAGGCGCGUUAGCGAUUCUGUUUCCCACGUUGCUGGUGUUGAAAGAGGAGACGGAGAUGAUGAGGAGGCUGCUUGGGGUUUACACUUUCGGACAGCCUAGGAUCGGGAACAGAGAGAUUGGUAGUUUCAUGAAAGCUAAACUGAAUCAACCUGUAGAUAGAUACUUUCGUGUUGUGUACUGCAACGAUCUUGUCCCGAGAUUGCCUUACGACGACACAACGUUCCUCUACAAGCAUUUCGGAGUCUGUCUUUACUACGACAGUUUCUACAACGAGACAAGAGCAGAGGAUGAACCGGAUCCGAACCCUUACGGUAUGCGUUAUGCGGUCCUUGCUCAUGUAAACGCGGUUUGGGAGUUGGUUAGAGGUUUGAUGAUGGGGUUCAUUUAUGGACCGGGUUAUAGAGAAGGAUGGUUUAGGAUCUUGUUUAGGCUCAUAGGACUGAUGAUUCCAGGCCUCUCGGAUCAUUGCCCGACUGAUUAUGUUAACUCGGUUAGGCUUGGACCAGAUUAUGACCUUCAGAUGUCUCCUCUUUGAAGAGUGCUCUGUUUUUUUUGAACCGGAACUUGGUUCCUGGAAUAAAUCUUGACUGAACCAGGACUCGGUUAAGAUGUAGGUUUGUAAAUAGAAUAAGAUGAGUUCUGUUUUUGUUUUUAAUUAGUUUUUGAGCUUGAACCAAUAAAAGAGUAAAUU